Messenger RNA from Symbiodinium natans, 180 nucleotides. Lineage: Eukaryota; Dinophyceae; Suessiales; Symbiodiniaceae. The record is from the annotation of a GenBank genome assembly.
AUGGUUUCGUCAUUUCAGACCUCAAGGCGCAGCUGCGGGCCAAGGCAUCUGAAGUGGAGCAGUUGCACUCCGAGGUCAGAUCUUGCACCAGCGAGCUCGAGCGCUCCAGGGCGGAGAUACGCCAUGCCGAGGCCAGAGCAGCUGCUCGGGAGAUCUCCAGUGUGGAAGCAGCCAAGGUGA